Molecule: messenger RNA, 2776 nt
Organism: Myotis lucifugus (little brown bat)
Lineage: Eukaryota; Metazoa; Chordata; Mammalia; Chiroptera; Vespertilionidae
Product: actin-binding LIM protein 2
Exons: 15
Coding region: 78-1280 (400 amino acids)
Biological process (GO): lamellipodium assembly; cytoskeleton organization
Cellular component (GO): actin cytoskeleton
Molecular function (GO): actin filament binding
Source: RefSeq, a predicted model, not a curated record
GACCCCUUGCUCUGUCCCCACAGGCGGGGGAGAAGCACUACCACCCGCUGUGCGCUCUCUGUGUCCGGUGUGGCCGGAUGUUCGCCGAGGGCGAGGAGAUGUACCUCCAAGGCUCCUCCAUCUGGCACCCGGCCUGUCGACAAGCAGCCAGGACUGAGGACAAGAGCAAGGAGACCAGGACGUCCUCCGAGAGCAUCAUCUCUGUGCCUGCGUCCACCACCUCGGGGUCCCCCAGCCGCGUCAUCUAUGCGAGGCUGGGCGACGAGAUCCUGGACUACAGAGACCUGGCCGCCCUCCCCAAGAGCAAGGCCAUCUACAACAUCGACCGCCCCGACAUGAUCUCCUACUCGCCCUACGUCAGCCACUCGGGGGACCGGCAGAGCUGCCUCGAGGGAGACCAGGACGACCGCUCCUCCAGGCAGUGCCGCACCUCCAGCCCCAGCUCCGCCGGGUCGGUCAGCCUUGGGCGCUACACCCCGACCUCACGGUCGCCCCAGCACUACAGCCGGCCAGCUGGUACUGUGAGUGUUGGUACCAGUAGCUGCCUGUCCCUGUCCCAACACCCAAGCCCUACGUCCGUGUUCAGGCACCAUUACAUCCCCUACUUCCGAGGCAGUGAAAGCGGCCGCAGCACCCCCAGCCUCUCGGUGCUGUCCGACAGCAGGCCGCCCGCCACCUACCAGCAGGCUCCGCGCCACUUCCACGUCCCAGACACUGGCGUCAAAGAUAACAUCUACAGGAAGCCCCCCAUCUACAAGCAGCACGCUUCGCGGCGCCUGGACGGGGAGGACGGGGGUUCCGACCAGGACGGCAGGAAGCAGAAGGGCAGCUGGCUGAUUCUCCAGGGGAACGCAGACACGAGGACCAACUCGCCCGACCGAGACAGCCAGUCUCUGUCCCUCAGCAGCGGGGUCGACAGAGACCCUCUCCAGACGGGCCCGGGAGACGGCUUUUACUCACGGUUCCCCUAUUCCAAAUCUGACCCUCUCCCAGGACACGGGAAGAAUGGCUUGGACCACCGGAACGCCAAUCUGGCGCCUUGUGGAGCAGACCCGGAUGCCAGCUGGGGCACGCGAGAAUACAAGGUCUACCCCUAUGACGCCCUCAUCGUCACAAACCGGAUCCGCGUGAAACUGCCCAAAGACGUGGACCGGACGAGACUGGAGAGACACCUGUCGCCCGCGGAGUUCCAGGAGGUGUUCGGGAUGAGCGUGGAGGAGUUCGACCGCCUGGCGCUCUGGAAGAGGAACGACCUCAAGAAGAAGGCCCUGCUGUUCUGAGGCCGCACCCACCCCGCGCCGAGGCCGAGCCCGCAGAGCCGGCGCCACGGCACCACGCACACCCUCCCGUCGCGCUGCCUCCGGCUCCUCUGUGCCCACAGGGCGGGCGGGCGCCUGGGCGGGCAGGGGGCCGAGGGUGGGGCGGGAGCAGGUCCCACAGCACCGCGUGCACCUGAGAUCCUGCCUGUAGUUUAGGGCCCUGGCGCCUGGCUUUGCACCGCCCCUUCCCCGCUGUGCUGGGCACCAGCGAGAUGCUGCAGAGUGGCUGUCCCCGGGGAGGGAGGGGCAUUUAGACAGCAGCCCGCCCUCCCCGCCCUGGGGGCACGGAGGGGACCAGGACCUGGGAUCUGAGGGGGCUUGUCAGGGACAGGCCCGGACACCAUCACAGGGCUCCAGUGUCCGCUGGCCCCAGAGGGCACUGGCUCGUGCCCACAGCCCGGGGGCCCAGGGCGGUGCCAAGUGUGGGGUGAUGCGUGUUGCCGCUGGUGGUGGCACAGGGCCCUCCUCCGGGCCCUCGCGCACGCGCGGUACUCCCACGUCACCCCCGAUGCCUAAAGGAUAUCUUUAAAGUAACACAAAGUUUUAUUUUACUAAGAAGCGUAGCCUGCGGGCCCUGAGGCGACAUAUAUGGAGAGUUUAGUUUGCAGCCCCCUGGGGGCUCCAGCCUCAGCCCCGCCCCUCCGCGCUGUGUGGUCUCCGUCCUCCGUGUCCCUAGUACAUGGACUCCUCGUCUGUUUUCUUUUUACUUCUCUUUCUUUCGUGCCUGUCACACGGGUCCCCCGAAAGGCAGAGCCCCCCCCCCCCCAGUGCUGUGUGUACGUGCGUGUGAAGUCUGCGUCCGGCGAUGUCCUCGCUGUUAUUCUCCACGUCUCGGGGCGGAUCCACCUCCCCGCCGGCCAGGGCCCCGGGAUAGGACUCCCGUGGACUCAGCCCGACGCCCCGUGUGGCUUUUUGGUGACGUGGCCAGCGGCACCCCACCUCCCCACAAUGGAACACGCACCUGUGGCCCGGAGCCAUGCCUCAUGGGUGGUCCUGAUGGGGACACCGGCCCUCGGCGCAGAGGCUGCGACACUGUCCGAUCGGCCGGUCGGCAGAGCCUGGGCAGAGGCCUGCGGUCGCGCUGAGAGGCGCGGGCUGUCACCAGGGGUGGGGUGGGUGCGGUCCCUGUCGCCGUGUUUGUGAAGUGCCUCGAGAGGCCUGUGGGAACCAGCAAGGCGUCGCCCGUGUCCGUUCCCGGCGUCCUGUGGAGCCGCAUCCCCGUGUGUCCUGGCCGUCCCGCCCGUGAGUCAGCCUCGCUCAGCUUCCUCCCAGCCCCGCACACGCCAGGCUGUGGCACCCGGCUCCGCGCCAGCCCGGCCCGGCCAGGGAAGGGAAAUUCUAGCACCUAACGCGCUUCCGUCCACUUAGCGAGCUGAGCCCGAGCGACUGGAAAUCCCCGUCUCAUUUGUGCGAUGUGGGGCCCGGGAACCUGGGAAAUAAAGGACGGUGUGUUCUAA